GUACCAAAACAAGGGAGCGGCAACGACAGAGUUCGAAAACUACAACGAAAGAAACAUGUAAACAGCGCUUUUAUUUCUGUACCUUGCUGAAUUAUUGGCCUAUAGGUUUGAAAUGUAGUUAAUGUGGUAGUUAGAAAGCCUUGUUCCUUCUGUAUUUAUUUUAUUUCGGUAACGUCAGCCUCCUUAGCGACGUUAUUAAAAGACAGCUAACAAUGCUAAUCUGUUAGCAUCUUAGCACCGGUGCUAAAUAAAACCAGUAAAAUGGUUCAGAACGUGUUCAGGACCGGGUUUCUGGUUCGAGCCUCACAUACCCUGCUCACCUGGGUCAUUACCCUCACUUUGUUCCUCCACAACACAGAUCUGCGGAGGUAUGAGGAGCGAGGAGAGCUGCUGCAGCCGCUCCUCUUCUUCCUCGUGGUCGUGCUGUCGGUGCUUUUGUACUUUGCCGUUUCUCUGAUGGACCCUGGUUUCGUUCUCACUGACACUGACAAGGGAGUCCAGGGGUCACACGAGGAGAUGGAGUCGAUGAUUCCUCAGAACGCGACCCCUCGGCUGCGGCGCUGUGGAUACUGUCUGCUGCAGCAGCCAAUGAGAGCCAAGCAUUGCCAGACGUGUAAACACUGCGUGCGUCGCUUCGACCACCACUGCCCGUGGAUCGAGAACUGUGUCGGGGAGAGGAAUCACCGCUGGUUCAUCAUCUACCUGCUGGUGCAGCUGCUGGCUCUGCUGUGGGCUCUUCACAUCGCUCUCUCUGGGAUCUCACCCAGUGCAUCGUGGGAGCUGUGGUUCAGAGUGAACGGCUUCCUGCUGGCGGCGCUGGGCGUGGUCGGUGUUUUCUCCGUGGUGGUGGUCCUGCUGCUCUGCUGCCACCUCUACCUGGUCUCCAUCAACUGCACCACCUGGGAGUUCAUGUCCCGACACCGGAUCUCGUACCUGAAGAACUGCGGCGACGAGGAGAACCCGUUCGACCGCGGCCUCUUCUGCAACCUGUGGGACUUCUUCUGCAUCUGCAGGACGGUGAUGUGGGAGAAAAUGUACCAAAGAAACAACCAGAAUCCUGUCUGAGCAAAGGACAGACGCCACGCCACGGUCCACGCCGGGGUCAGGUGGAGAAAAUCGUUGUUGAAGUUCCCCCCCAGAGAUCUGAAUGUUUUUAUCUUCCCUCUAAAAAUAAACUGAACCAUGAAAUGUUGUCAGCCAUCAUCAAAUGUGCUGCAGAAAGCUGCCUUUGGUUUGAGGUUGUUGAAUGUUUGAUCGUUUUUUUUUACCUCCACACUAAACGUCUACCUGAUUAACGUCAGCAUGCAGAACUUACUUUACGAGCAUGAUAACAUGAUGAAUUUGGCAUGUAGCUGAAAGCCUCUAAAGCAGACAGAUUUACCAUGAAAGCUGCAGACCCACAAACUUUUCUAAGGCGUAAUGCAGUGGUUCUCAACCUUGGGGUUGGGACCCCCUUGGGGGUCGCCAGAUACUAAGAGGGGUAACCAGAUUACCUAAAAAAAAAACCCUAAGGAUAUUUUGUUGCCACUUAACACCAAAUUUUAACCAGUUUUCAUCAUGAUUGCCAUUUUAAACUCUUUCCACCACUUUUUCUGCCUGUUUUU
Messenger RNA from Cheilinus undulatus (humphead wrasse), 1604 nucleotides. RefSeq names its product palmitoyltransferase ZDHHC12-B-like. Gene Ontology annotation, cellular component: endoplasmic reticulum; Golgi apparatus. The transcript is spliced from 5 exons. Bases 262 to 1065 code for a protein of 267 amino acids. The record is from RefSeq and is a predicted model, not a curated record. Gene Ontology annotation, molecular function: protein-cysteine S-palmitoyltransferase activity. Gene Ontology annotation, biological process: protein targeting to membrane; peptidyl-L-cysteine S-palmitoylation. NCBI's taxonomy places the organism in Eukaryota, Metazoa, Chordata, Actinopteri, Labriformes, Labridae.